GCAGGCGGCGCUGCAGCGUGACGUCACACGAGCGGAGAAGCAGCUGCAGCAGAAGCGUGAGGAGGAACGCGUCUGCAGAGCCUGGACUAAUAAUGAUGAAAUAACUUCAUGUGCGCGGAGUAACUAAAGCGAUCGCGGCUCGUCGUGGAACAGAUCGCGCUUCUGCAGCGGCGCUCGGAGCUCCCAGCCGAAAAUAAAGGCGGAAACAUGGCAAACGACGAGACGCUGCGCUCGCUGAUGUUCACGCUCAGUUACGUGCUGUUGAAGCGGCGGCGUGACGUCACCAGCGCAGACGCGCAGCGCAGACGCGAAGUACAGCGGCGCGUCGCGCACAGACAGUAUUUUCACCAGAGGCACAAGAGGAUGAUCAUGAUGAUGAUCGCUCAGACGUCUCGUCCAAUCAGUGAGCUGCCGGCACGCCCCACGCGGGUCUGGAGCAGCAUCGAGAGCACCGAUUGGUGGGAGCGUGUGGUCAUGAGGGAGUUCCAGCCCUCUGAUUGGCUGGAGAAGUUCCGCAUGACCAAAGAGACGUUCUUCCUGCUGUGUGGGAAGCUGAAGCCGCGGCUGAGCCGUCAGGACACCCGUCUGCGUCCGGCGCUGCCGCUGGAGAAGCGUGUGGCCGUGGCUCUGUGGCGUCUGGCCUCUAACGUGGAGUACCGCACCAUCAGCGCUCUGUUCGGCGUGGGACGCUCCACCGUCUGCAAGUGUGUGAGAGACGUGUGUCACGCCAUCGUGCUGCUGCUGCGACCGCUGUACCUGCGGCCCCCGAGCGAGCAGGAGCUGGAGGACGCCGCGAGACUCUUCUCCACCCGCUGGGGCUUCCCUCACUGCGUGGGAGCCGUCGGCAGCCUCCACGUGCCCAUCAUCGCACCGUCCAGCAACACCGACAACUACUGGAACAGCCGCGGCUGGCUGUCGGUGGUCACGCAGGGCGCGGUGAACGGGCUGGGGCAGUUCUGGGACGUGUGCGCUGGGUUCCCGGGCAGCACCGAGCACUCGGCCAUCCUGCAGAACUCCACGCUGUGGGCGCGCGGCUGCGACGGCUUCCUGCUGCACGAGCCACCGCAGGACUUCAUGGGCCGGCCGCUGGGCUUCCUGAUGCUGGGAGACGCCGGAUACCCGCUGAAGAGCUGGCUGCUGAAGAGCUUCCCGGAGUCCAGCGAGCUCUCGGCCGCUCAGAGGGCCUUCAACCGUAAGCUGGAGCGGGCGCGGAGCGUGGUGGACGAGGCCUUCCUGCGGCUCCGAGCGCGCUGGCAGUGUCUGCUGAAGAGGAACGACUGCCGCAUGGACGUGGUGCCCACCAUGAUCCUGGCCUGCUGCGUGCUGCACAACGUGUGCGAGGUGCACGGAGACGAGUUCGAGGAGCGCUGGGAGGAGGCCGUGCGGACCGAGGAGAGUCCACAGCCCGCAGACGAGGUGUCACCCGCCGCAGACGACCGCGACGGAGAGGAAGUCCGAGCGCUGUUCUGUCAGUACUUCCUGCAGCAGGAGACGCAGCAGCGGACGCUGGCCUGCUGAGCGUGACACGUGUCGAAGGAAGAACUGCUCUGGCUGGACUUGAUCUCAGGUCUAACACAGUGGCUCGUCUGUUCGCUUCACGCACUCUUAGAAACGUCUGAAUGUUAGAUGCAGAUCAUCACAGUCAUGUGUGUAGUGUGGUGCUGAUGAAGUCCGUCAGCAGUGUGUUUGUGUUCCUGGAGCCCAGUCUCUCUUUAAUCAGAUUCAGCUCGUCAGCGGCGAGUCCAAGAGCUGAAAUGAAAGCGUCAGACAGAGAGACGGGAGAAAGGACUGAGUUAGUGGAUGACGGAGCUAGCUGAUCUGUGUGAAACUGAGCAGAACUGACUUUAUUCCUGCAGUAAAAAUCAUCAUUGUACAGUCUUUUAAGUGCUUUAUAUGCUGUAUAACCGUGUUUUAAUAAUCAUCCAUCCACAUUCAAGAUUCGAAGUGUCUCAUCCCAUAUUCUGUUAUGUUUGUACAGUACGUGUCUGGUUUUUGUCCGUACAAUAAAAGUCAGUGGACUGCACUGCUGUUUUGCUUUCCAUCAUUCUUCUGAACAUCAUCUUCCUCGCAUCAUGCAGUUUUGAGCGCCUUAAACGAUAACAGAAUAAUUUCUGGCUGAACAGUCUCUGUAACAGUGCUCCUCAUAACAUGCCAUCUGUCUCUGUGAGGUUUAGAUGAAGAAUAAGAGGUGAAAUCUGGCACAAGAUUAAGAUGAGGAUUAUUCCUCCUGUUGUCUUGAGAUAAAAUCAGGGAAUAUGGGUGUAUGAGGGUCAAGGGUCAUUCAAAGUUUAUAAAGAGACAGGACCUGUGCUUUAGUGAUGGUGUGUGACUGAAUGUGUAAACUCUGUCCGUCAGGAAGAAGGAUUAUCUGUGUCUCUGCAGAGAGAGAGACGUGAUGAAGACUGACGCUCGCUCACACGCUCCUGUUCAGAGAAAGGUUAUCCGCCGGCUGGCAGCGUGUUGCAUCCGCUCAUGAUCUUCAUCAACAUGUCCAUGAGCAUCAUCUUCUGGACCUUCUUGAUGUCUGAGGUCUUCUUCAAAGAGGCAGAGACGUCUGUCAGCAUGUAGAUCUCACACAGCUUCAUAGAGAUUCCCCUCUGCAGCUACAGAGCGCUUUCAUUUUUAAGUUUUCUGUCAGCCUUUUUUUCUUUUGUCCUGUUUGUUCUGUAACAAAAGCACCAUUUGGGAAUCGUGGAGCGCUUGUUCAUUUACAGACUGGGUCUUUGGCCCUAAACCUGAAGCUGGUGAUGCUGAGCGCGGCGGUGAAGAGGAGAGGGUUCUGAUGGAGGAAGAGCGAGCCGGUCUGCUGCCGGGAUUCAUCACCACCGAACACUAUCACACAGGGUCCGGCCUUCAUUACAUCACUUCACUAUGAGUCUACACACAGUCUGUGCCAGCUGUCACCAUUCUGGCUUAAGUUUUCACUUCGUUUUUAACAUGUUUUUAACAUACCAGAUGCUCUAUUAGCUGCUGUAGAACAGUGAAGGAUAGAUAGCAGUCUUUCAGUAUGGAAAGAGGACGUGGUCAUGUGAUCGUUGUGAUGUCAUCAUUGUAACUGCUGCUUCUGUGAUGCCAUUAAAAUGAAUUCUGGCACUGUAUAUAUACAUAUAACAGAAGGCAUAAAUGAUGCAAGUGUGAUACAGAAUUAAAGUCUCUCCUCAUUAGGAACCAA
Cyprinus carpio (common carp) is the source of this 3172-nucleotide messenger RNA. RefSeq names its product protein ANTAGONIST OF LIKE HETEROCHROMATIN PROTEIN 1-like. Bases 208 to 1518 code for a protein of 436 amino acids. NCBI's taxonomy places the organism in Eukaryota, Metazoa, Chordata, Actinopteri, Cypriniformes, Cyprinidae. The transcript is spliced from 3 exons. The record is from RefSeq and is a predicted model, not a curated record.